Molecule: messenger RNA, 1351 nt
Organism: Capsicum annuum
Lineage: Eukaryota; Viridiplantae; Streptophyta; Magnoliopsida; Solanales; Solanaceae
Product: 15-cis-zeta-carotene isomerase, chloroplastic
Exons: 4
Coding region: 88-1206 (372 amino acids)
Biological process (GO): carotene biosynthetic process
Cellular component (GO): chloroplast
Molecular function (GO): 9,15,9'-tri-cis-zeta-carotene isomerase activity
Source: RefSeq, a predicted model, not a curated record
AAAAUUACUUUGGCCAAACAAAAUUAUAACUACCAAACUUUUCUCUUUCACCCACUCACACACUAGAGCUCACAUAAUCUUGUAAAAAUGGCAACUUCAAUUUUCCUCUCACACCCUCUUCCUCUUUUCUCUCAUUUAUCACGAAAACACCAGAAAAUUCCAAUUCCCAAACAAACUUCACCCUUAGCACACAUACUACAACCCAACAACCCCAUCACCAAGAUUCCAUUUUUACCAUUUCCCACCUCUCUUUAUCCAUUUUCCUCAAACCCCCAAAAGGCAUUUUGGUCAAUUUCAGUGGGAAGAACAGAAUUUGAGGAAAAAGAUGAAAUCUUGGUGGGUGAAGAUUCUGCUGAAUUUGAGUUAUCUAAGCAAAAGAUUUCAUCUUGGGUUUAUUUUGGUGGGAUUCUUGGUGUUGUACUUUAUGUUCUUAAUGUUGUUUGGAUUGAUAAUUCAACUGGAUAUGGAAAGUUAUUUAUUGAUGCUGUUUCCAGUAUUUCAGAUAGCCAUGAGAUUGUAAUGCUUUCCCUUACCUUGAUUUUCGCAAUAGUCCACAGUGGUCUUGCUAGUCUUAGAGACAAAGGUGAGGAACUCAUUGGAGAGCGUGCUUUUCGUGUAUUGUUUGCUGGGAUAUCCCUGCCAUUGGCAGUCAGCACAAUUGUGUAUUUCAUUAACCACCGAUACGACGGAGUGCAGUUAUGGCAAGUAAAUGGCAUUGCCGGUGUUCAUGAACUGGUUUGGGUUUCUAAUUUUAUUUCCUUCUUCUUCCUGUACCCGUCGACAUUCAAUUUACUAGAGGUAGCGGCUGUUGACAAGCCCAAGAUGCAUCUUUGGGAAACUGGGAUUAUGAGGAUUACCAGGCAUCCACAGCUGGUUGGGCAGGUGAUAUGGUGCUUAGCUCACACGUUGUGGAUUGGAAAUUCAGUUGCAGUGGCAGCGUCAGUAGGUUUGAUAGGACAUCAUCUGUUUGGUGCCUGGAAUGGGGACCGGAGGUUAGCCAUACGAUAUGGUGAGGCUUUUGAAGUCGUAAAGGAGAGAACAAGUAUCAUUCCAUUCGCAGCUAUUCUUGAUGGUCGCCAAAAGUUGCCCGGAGAUUAUUACAAGGAAUUUAUCAGAUUGCCAUAUCUAUCGAUAACAGCAUUGACGUUAGGUGCCUACUUUCUCCACCCCGUUAUGCAAGCCACCAGUUAUCGACUACACUGGUAACCCUGAUGUGUUACAUAACUCUCUUUGAUACAAAAAAUUGUGGAGAUAUAUAGGUUCUGUUGUCUGUUUAACUGUUGUAGCAACUAUUAUACUCAAAAAGUUUUUGGUGUCAAAUUGAGAUAUGACAUGAUUAGUUCCACAAAAA